AUGCAGGAAGGUGUGACUGAUUUCAGAGCCCUCCGAGCAAAAUUUCAAAAUGACUCCAACUUGGCCGACAAGCUGGUGCAGCCGCUCAAGAAGCCUCCCACUGAAAUCCCUCCCAAGUUGGGCUCUGGAGGGAAUGCCGUGUCCAACUCUCUGCCCCUGAGUAAGAGAGAAGUGAUAAUACUAAAACCCAAGGAUGAACCUGCCUGUCCUGCCGCCCAACCCUCUGCGCUCACCCAGUGCAGCCCCUUGGUGUGGCCUCGAGCCAAACUGGGUUACAUGGAGCCGACGGGGCACAAAGAAGAGCACAAAGGCAACGUCUCGGAGAAGGGGCUGAGUUCUCCCAAGAACAGUCCAGAGAAGCCUCUGCCAUCCUAUUGCACUGACUGGCAAGGAUCAGCCCAAACAUCUCCAGAGGGCCCUCCGCUCCCAAAUUCUUUCCACCAUGCCCUACAGAUCUGGGAAAACACUUUAUCCCGCGGCGAGAAAGCAAGUGCAACGCUCCCAACCCAACGGGCAGCAAACUUAUACGUGCACCCCUGCCCGGAGCAGAGGGCGACACGUGCUCCCGCUGCGUCGGGCUGCAGCAGGAUGCGACCGUCUGGAAGCGAGCCCACGCUGGACUUGCCUGCCCAGAAGAAGGGUGCUCUGCGCGGCAGCGAGCCGGCUCUUCCCCAGGCUCCCAGAGGACACAGGAGCUCUGAUGAAGCCGCUGCUGAGAGCGCGGUGGCAACUGUGUUCUGCCAGCCGGGUUAUCGUGCGCCAGGAGGGCAACCUCGGCAGCAGAAAGCAGAAUCAGAGCCUCCCUUCUGCCAGCCUGGAGCAGGAAAGUGCUCUCACAGCUCUGGGAGCAAGCGGCCAAGAAUUAAACCUCUCCCUUCAGCUGAAUCCCUGGGUCCUGCCCCUGGGAAGCCUGCAAGACCCCCGAAGUUUGAUCUCAGUGCUUUCCGAAGUGCCGUGCCUUUGGUCCACAGAGGAAAUGAAACAACUGCUGACGAAGAGGAUUACUUGACCCCCGAAAGUGCUCAACUUGAAGAGCAGCAUAAUUACGAAGAAACCCCAACGUACCUGAAUCAGUCUGGGGACACCGCAACCUUGUGUGUCAUUGAAGUACCUAAGGCAGAGCCUCAAGAACACAAGAAACAGAAGACUUUUCUCUUUGCCAAAUCCAGUCCUGGAAGAGCUAUAAUAGAGGAUGAAAAAGAGGAAAAACCAAGUCUUGAAGGAGAGAAACAGGAAGCAAAGAAAAUUUUCAAGACAGGUGGAAAUGAAUACGUAUCUCCCACUAGCCAAACCAAGGAAGACGGUAGAGGUGGAAUGAAGGUGCGGCAAGUGAAGCAGGAUGUGGCCAGUACCCAGACUGCAAAGCAUCCUACCCCACAAGGGCUGGCAAAAGACGGAGCGGAGCUCUUGCGCUGUGUGUAUGUUGGUGCUCCAAAGCCAGGGGUAGAAAGAACAGCCUUGAACCAAAACAUGCAGUCUCUGCAGGCACCAGAGGAUAUAUAUGAUGACGUUGAGAAAAUGCAAGAUAGACUCAGCCACGCGUCAGAUGCCUCAAGUCCGUUUGCUUCAGCCAGCAUUUCAGGAAACAGCUAUGAAGAAACAUAUGAAGAUGUUGAGAUUGGGGGUGGUAAUCCAGCAAAAACGGAAACAGAAAAACAAAACAGAUUUGGAAACUUGUUUAAGAUAGAAAAGUUGAAGCUGAAGAAUAUCAGGUUCAAGGAAAACUUACGAUUGUUUUCCGUUUCGGUACCGAAUUUAGCGGCUGUUUCCCAGGAGGACAUGGUGUACGAUGAUGUCGAGGUGGGGCAGAGAGAGCCAAGAGAGAAGGACGACAAGUACAAAACCUGGAUGCCAAAAUUUCUGAUGGCAAAAGAGGAUAAGGACCAAAGGAAAAGCAGCGAUGAUGUGGAAAGAAAUAUCUUCAAAGUCAAGAAGAGCAAUGCAGAAAAAAGCAAGAAGAUGGAAAAAGAAGAGAGGUUUUUUAGGGAAACAUUUAUGUACGAUAAGGAGAUCAAUGUCAUCAACACAGCCACUGCCGAGUGCUCGGUCCCCAGUAAGAGGAGAGUUGAUCUCCCGGUCACAGCUGGAGAACAGCUGGACGUUAUCGAUGUCACGGAGGGCAACGCAGUGAUUUGCCGCAAUGCGGAGGGCAGAUAUGGGUAUGUUCUAGUGGAGCAUUUGAACUUCAGACAGUACUAACUGCCCCGAGAGCUGCUCUCCCCCGG
This is a messenger RNA of Gymnogyps californianus (California condor), 2225 nucleotides long. It is a transcript of the gene FYB2, whose product is annotated as FYN binding protein 2. Gene Ontology annotation, cellular component: plasma membrane. NCBI's taxonomy places the organism in Eukaryota, Metazoa, Chordata, Aves, Accipitriformes, Cathartidae. Gene Ontology annotation, molecular function: protein binding. Gene Ontology annotation, biological process: integrin-mediated signaling pathway; T cell receptor signaling pathway; protein localization to plasma membrane. The record is from RefSeq and is a predicted model, not a curated record.